This is a messenger RNA of Impatiens glandulifera, 687 nucleotides long. RefSeq lists its product as uncharacterized. The transcript is spliced from 2 exons. Lineage: Eukaryota; Viridiplantae; Streptophyta; Magnoliopsida; Ericales; Balsaminaceae. The coding region runs from base 1 to 687 and encodes 228 amino acids. The record is from RefSeq and is a predicted model, not a curated record.
AUGGAUGAUAACAGUUUAGUACAAGUAAAAAAAAGAAGAUUACUUCUUGAUGUGAUAACUCAAACCACUAUUGCAAUUGUGGAUUGGUUACAAGAACAACCUAUACCAAGAGUCCCACGAUAUGACACUGAGGAAAAUAAUGCAUUAAGAAAAAUAUUGUUAAAAAGAUUAUAUGGAGAAAAAGACAAGACUUGUUUUGACUUAUUACGAUUCACAAAAUACAGUUUCAAUAUGUUUUGUGAAUUGUUGCGUGAAAAGGGUAUACAAGAUAAUAGCAAUGUGACGGUUGAAGAAUCUGUAGCCAUGUUCUUACUUGUAUUAGGACAUGGAGUAAAACUUCGGGUACUUGGAGGUAUCUAUAUUCGUUCAUUAGAGACAAUUAGUAGGCGCUUUCAUGAAGUACUACGCUUGGUUCUCAGUUUAAGUAAAGAUUUUAUAAGAUUACCUAAUCAAGUUGAGAAUGUUGAUGAGAAUGAUCAUAAAUGGAGACGAUUCAAGGAUUGCCUUGGAGCUUUGGAUGGAACACAUGUUGAGAUGACUAUUCCACAUAAGGAUCAAGGUAGAUAUCGAAAUAGGAAACAACAGAUAACAACUAAUGUUUUGGGAGUAUGUGAUAGAAAGAGUUUGAAAUUUCUUUACGUUCUUUCUGGAUGGGAAGGUUCAUCAUCAGAUUCAAAAGUUUUAUGA